Cephus cinctus (wheat stem sawfly) is the source of this 6135-nucleotide messenger RNA. RefSeq lists its product as uncharacterized. NCBI's taxonomy places the organism in Eukaryota, Metazoa, Arthropoda, Insecta, Hymenoptera, Cephidae. Gene Ontology annotation, cellular component: nucleus. Gene Ontology annotation, biological process: regulation of telomere maintenance. The record is from RefSeq and is a predicted model, not a curated record. The coding region runs from base 240 to 5918 and encodes 1892 amino acids. The transcript has 16 exons.
GGGACUUUUGUUUUAAAACGUUAUUGGAUUUGACAAGCGGCCAAGUCGUUGGCCAUAUUUCUAGUAGUACUAGACGUUAUCGUGUCGCGAUAGUAUUGCGGUCGUAAUUAUCCUAAAACUGCGUUAAGUUUUCUACGAAGAGCGAAUUCGUCCAAACGUACAUCCAACACUUAAAAACUCACCGACAUGCGUUAGCUAGCGUAUGCUACUGUAUGCCCGAGUGACAGAAGGUUUGCAAUAUGCAAAAUUGGAACCAAUGGCAAAUACCGGCUGGUACCGUCACAACACCGAUGCCACAACCACCAAUCGGUUAUCCUGCUCCAGGAGCAGAUCCCAUGGCAAUGAUGCAGGCGUAUAUGCAAUACUAUAAUCAACCAGCGCCUAGCGGUUAUACGGCAGAACAAUGGGCUGCUGCCCAGCAACAGAAUUGGGUUCAAUGGCAGCAAUGGCAGCAACAGUUCCAGCAAUGGCAGACGCAAUACGGGGAGAAGUAUCAAGAGACAAUGAAGCAGUUGUCAACACAGGGCAUGAGCACAUUAGCCACUCAGGCGCCUCCAUUGCCAACUAUGCAACCACCGCCCCUUCCCAAAGAAGAAACCAUAAAGCCCCCUUUGCCCCCAGAAUCAACUGGUACCCAGUACCAAUUUACCACAGUCCCCCCGCCACAUCAAAACAACCUUCCGCUGUUCCCCUCUAAACAAUCUGCGAGUAGCGCCGGAACCUCCGCAGCUGCUUCGAGUUACUUGCAAAAUCCUCCUUUGCCACCAAAUCAGCCACCUUUACCGGGUCAACCUGGUGGUGAGACUCUGUCUGCGAAUAAACGCGGUAUUAGUUCGAUUAUGGAAACUAGUAGUGCUAAAAAGUUUAAAAUCGAAGAUGAACUAACCGAGGCUGAAAAAACAUUUGACGCCCAGUUCAAACAGUGGGAAGAACAAUUUAAUAAGUGGAAACAGCAAAAUGCUAAUCAUCCAGAUAAGACUCAGUACAAGCAGUAUGAGGCCAAAUGGACGUCCUGGCGUGAGAAACUUAUAGAGAGGCGGGAACAGAUGCGACGAAAGCGAGAACAGCAGAAGCAAGGUUCGGCUAAAACAGAGGGUGACAAAAAUAAGAUUCUUUCCGGUGGCGAAAAGAUAAUGAAUAUUCUGUCAAAUACAGAAAAUCAGGGAUUGAUCAACAAUCUAUUAGGAAUAGGAAAGUCGCUUGGAUUAAGCACGAAGCAAGACACCUUGGCUCCUGCGGCAUCUACAGCGAAUACUACAUCCUUGGCUACUCCAGGAACAGCUGCAAUGCCACAGAUUCCAGGACUGGUCCAACUAUCCGGCAUGGCUCCACCUACUAUGACAGCCGAUAUGACGCAAGCUGCCUGGGCUGCACAACAGUGGGCUGCGCAAUACAACGCAGGAUUAAAUAUGACCAACUUUUCGAAUAUACAAGCAAUGACUGGUAUGCCGCCACCGCCGAUCGGUAUGCAAAUCAGUCAGAUGCCAGCACCGCCGAGCAACUUCUCACAACCGCCACCAAAUUUUUCUCAACCACCACCUGGUUUCGGUUCUCUGGACUCAAGACAGGCGCAGGGUGCUGCAUCGAGACCUCCUCAAGGCAAUGUUCCAGACAAACCUGUCCAACCCUUUGGACAUGAUGAUGAUGAUAAAAGGGAUAGUUUUACUGGUGGAUCAAAUGACCGUUUUGGAUCUGAUGGGCAACGUUUUGGGUCUAAUGACAGAUCUGGCGGACGUGAUAAUCAAUUUGGUGGAGGAAAUGAUCAUUUUGGCAGAGAUGAAUCAAGCAAUGAUUUUUCAAAUAGUGAUCGUAAUUUGGGAAAUCAAUUCUCUUCAAGAAACGAUCAACUUGGACGUGACAAUCGAGACUUUGAUUCUAAUAGCCGUUCAAACAAUCAGUUUAGGCCUGACGAUCGUUUUGAUUCACGGAAUGAUCGGUUUGGCCGAGAUAAUGAUCAUUUCGGGUCAAAUGAUAAAGGAGAUAUUGGAAAUGACCGUUUUAACAGAGAUGCUGGAAGAUUUGGUGAUCAAACUAACCGAUUUUCAACCGACAAAGAUAACUUUGGUGCAGGAAGUGAUCGUUUUGGAUCGAAUAAUGAUAGAUUCGGUAGACUCACCAUGGAUCGAUUCGAUCAAAGAGACUUACCUGAUAACAGACGCGACAAUUUUGGUAACAAUCCUCGAGGAUUUAAUAGAAGUGGUAAUCAGUUUGACGCUACAGAUGAAAUAGCACCUGAAUUGAAGAAACUUAUGGAGAAACGUAGAGCGGCAAUGGAUGUGUUUAAGCCUAGAGAUAGCAUUUUGAGCUCCGACUCUAGUAUUGGCGUUGGUUCGCUUAGUGAAAGUUUCAAAAAAAUUACUGGGGAUUCACCAUUCGCUUCAAGAAGUUCAAGUGAUUUUGGAUCACGAGAUAACAUAGGCAUGAGAGGUCCCGACAGUUUUCCAGGACGCGGAAUGGGUUCAUUUGGUCCUCGUGGACAAGAAGACUUCAGAUCACGUGGUCCAGGAGAUUUUGGACCGCGGGGUUCGAAUGACUUUGGAAAUAGUCAUUCUGAUUUUGGUUCUCGUGGUCUUGGGGAUUUUGGAGGCAGGCCUACAAAUUUUGAACCAAGAGGAAUGAGAGGGUCAGAAUUUGGACCACCACGUCCCGACUUUGGUAAUUCCAGGAAUGAUAUACCGUUUGGUCCCCGUGGUCCACGGCCUGACUUUUUACCUCAAGAUAGAGAAGGGCCUAAUCUUCAACAGUCUGAUAAUAUGGCCUCUAAUACUCCUACUCUGGGACAGCCGCAAGGUCGUCCGGAACCUAUGGGCGCAAACGUGGAACAGAAUCUAAACAGAGGUGAAGGACCUGAAUGCAGAAAUAUGGAUAAAGAUGGCGGACGGGAUAUUCCACCAUUGGAAAGACCACCUUGGAUGGAUGUUAAAUUUCCUGACGACCAUGCUGAUGAGAAGGAUCCUUGUGAACUAAAUCCCGUAAAUGAAAGUGUCCCAAUGAAGAAUCGAGAAUCGAUCGACCCAUCAGAAACUGUAAUGACGGGAGAACGUUUAGAAAAUAAGGAACCUGAAAAAUCCGAGACAGACGAUAUUGUGAAAAAGUCCGAUGCUCUACCUUUUAUGGGAGAAAAUGAUCCUAAACCUGAAGAUUUGAAUAUGGAACCACCACCGGAACUACCUAAUUUAGGCCCAAUAACUGAAAGAUAUAAUGUACCACCGUUUGAUAGUAAUAUGGGUCCUAUACGACCAGAUGGUGGAAUGUUUGGACCAAGAGGUCCCUUCGAUGGACCUUUUGGGCCAAGAAAUAUGCCAUUUAGACCAAGAGGACCAAUGCCGUUUGGUCCUAGAGAUACCGACGUCCGAUUUCCACCAUUUGGACCAAGAGCAAUGAAUAAUGGUCAAUUUGAUAAUCUAGGCCCAGGACCGGUUGGUCCACGAGAAUCAACCGAUGCACCAUUUGCAACUCGAAAUCCUAAUGAUGGACAAUUUGCACGAUCGGCCUUUGGUCCGCGAGGGUUAAAUGAUGGACAAUUCAGACCACGAGGGUCAGAUAAUAUCGGCCCCAGUGGUCAAAUCGAAGGACCAAGAGCAGGAAUUCCUUCCCUCAUGGGACUGAAAAUUGAUGAACCUAGACUUAGUGAUCUGAAUAAAAUUCCAAGUCAAGCAACCAAUGACUAUGAGCCGAAUAUUCCACAUGAUCCUAAUCGACCGUCAAUUAGACACUGUGACGUAGAUCAACGACUACCUUUUGCUCCUACAAACAUGGAUCAACGAUCACAAUUCCCACAGGAUAACGUUGACUUUGAUAGGAGAUCCUUACCUGGACCAAAUAUGCCCAACAGAGAUUCUCCGUUCGGUCUAGGAGGUCCAGAUUGGAGAUCCCCCUUUGCCCCGAGUAGACCUAACUUAGACAGACAAUUUGGAAAGGAUGUGGAUGACAGACCAUUAGGUUACUCAGACAUGACAGGAGGCGGUCAGAGACCAUCAAUGCUUGGUCCAAACGAUCUUGGUCCUGGGCCUGAACUAAGAUCUUUCGUUGGACAAGGCAGACCAGGAAGACCCUUACCAGAAGACCACAGUAGAAGAGACAUGGGUGGCAGACCCAUGAUGGGCGAUUUGAGGGUCGGUUCUAUCGAUUCUUUUUCAGGACCAGAUAAUACAAACUUCAGUUCAAGGCCAUUUGCAAGACGACCUGUGGAGCCUCGUCGUCUACCGCCUGGAAAGGAAUUCUGUAUCGAGAACAAAUUCAAUUACAAUCAUGGCGGAGUUACACCUGAUUCGUAUGCCGUAGAACACGUCCCAGCAAAGGUCAUAGAGUAUUCCCACGCACCUCGCCCUCCAGUUCAGGAUCACUUGACACCAGCCCAAAGCUUUGACUAUGGCCACGGUGCCUUGAAACCCGUGGUUCCUGAACAUGAAAUUUAUUCACAGCGAGACUUCAGACAUUGGGAGGAAAAUGAACAAAAUCUGAAAGAGUAUGCUGACAGAAUGAGGCCCUAUGAGCAUGAUAUAAGAUGGCAAGAAUUACGACAUUCCUCAGAACGCAGACUGGAUCAUCCAAUGCCUAGAGAUUUCAUCAGAGAGGAGCGCAGACCUUUCGACCGGGAUCGUCGGCCCUACGAUCGAGAGGAUAACAGGAACAGAAGAGACAGGGAUGACUUCCGAGAUCGUCCCCGAGACGACAGGACAUGGGAUCGUGGUCGUGAGAGAGAACGUGAAAGUCGUUUUAGAAACGAAAGAAGCAUAAGCAAAGACAGGAACCGUGACAGAUCUGAAAGAAAUCGAAAGGAUACGAGCAAAGAAAGUGGCAAAGACGAAGAGAGAUCUAAAGGGAAUAAUAGCUGGCAGGAGUGUCCGAAGAAGAACAUCGUUGAAACACCAACUCAAGAGAUCAGUGUUCCAGAAACCAGCAAUGACUCAGUCGAAGUUGCGCCGAAGCCCCUGGAGAUGCCAAAACUUCCAAAUUACACGAUGGUCGACGAUCUACUCUGUCCACCUGGUCGACAAAAUAGACCGCCGAAAAUAGCGAUAAUAUUGAGAGGACCACCUGGUAGUGGAAAAUCAUUUGUGGCCAAACUUAUAAAGGAUAAGGAAGUCGAACAGGGUGGAUCGGCACCAAGAAUUCUUAGUCUUGAUGAUUAUUUCCUUGUUGAGAAGGAAAUUGAGUCUAAAGAUGAUAAUGGGAAGAAAGUCACAGUCAAGGAAAUGGUUUACGAGUACGAGGAGGGAAUGGAACAAAGUUAUUUAGCGUCCCUUAUAAAAGCGUUUAAGAAGAACGUCACUGAUGGAUUUUUUAACUUUAUCAUUCUUGACUGUAUUAAUGAGAAGAUUUCUGAUUAUGAGGAUAUGUGGACUUUUGCUAAAACCAAAGGUUUCCGAGUAUAUGUGUGCGAAAUGGAGAUGGAUGUACAGAUUUGCUUAAAAAGAAAUAUCCAUAAUCGUACUGAGGAUGAGAUCAAUAGAAUUGUCGAUUAUUUUGAACCGACACCAAGUUACCAUCAGAAGCUGGACGUAAAUUCAAUGUUACAGGAACAAGCUAUCGAGGAGGUCCAUAUGGAGGACAGUCAAAACACGGAAGAAAACGCGAACCAAGCGAACGAGGAUAGUCAAGAUAGUCAAGAGGCAGUUGGUGUCAGUAAGUGGGAGCGAAUGGAAGCCGAAGAUAAAUUAGACAGAUUGGAUGGAUUGGCCAAAAGGAAAAAUGACGGUAAACCGCAAACGAUGGAAGACUUUCUUCAAGUGCCAGAUUAUUAUAACAUGGAGGACACACCUGGAAAGAAACGAGUACGAUGGGCCGAUCUGGAGGAGCGUAAGGAGCAGGAGAAGUUACGUGCAGUUGGAUUUGUAGUUGGUCACACAAACUGGGAUAGAAUGAUGGAUCCAACAAAAGGGGGAAGCGCACUUACACGUACCAAGUACAUAUGACCCAAGUUUAUUCCUAGAUCCUCUAGGCAAAACUUUUAACAAAAAGAUUUUUUCGCUUAUCCUAAGGGCGACACAGUGAGAGAAGCAAGAAAUCAUCGCACCUGGAUAUUUUUGUUUUUAGAAAUAUCACUUUUUUAAUCUGAAUACAUACAAAGAACUUUCUCUACUUAUGUGAAAAUGACUUGUAAUUAUUGUAUAAAUCGUUAUUGCAACAAAG